Penicillium verhagenii is the source of this 1545-nucleotide messenger RNA. It is a transcript of the gene hapX, whose product is annotated as bZIP transcription factor HapX. Gene Ontology annotation, cellular component: RNA polymerase II transcription regulator complex; nucleus. The transcript has a single exon. The record is from RefSeq and is a predicted model, not a curated record. Lineage: Eukaryota; Fungi; Ascomycota; Eurotiomycetes; Eurotiales; Aspergillaceae. Gene Ontology annotation, molecular function: DNA-binding transcription activator activity, RNA polymerase II-specific; transcription cis-regulatory region binding. The coding region runs from base 1 to 1545 and encodes 514 amino acids.
AUGGCCACGACAGGCGUGUCUCUCACGCCUGCACCGGCCUCGGCCCCUUCGCUGGCCAUGGCCCCUGCCUUAGCUGCCAGACCCUCCGUGGCACCGUCACCUGGUCCCGGUACGCCCGGCUCCAUCACAUCGAAAGAAUGGGUGAUCCCCCCACGACCGAAGCCUGGUCGCAAACCAGCCACCGACACGCCACCCACCAAGCGCAAGGCUCAGAACAGAGCUGCUCAGCGGGCAUUCCGCGAGCGUCGGGCUGCUCGAGUCCAGGAGUUGGAAGAAUUGAUGAAAGACAUGGAAGAUAACCAUGACAAUCGAUCUUCGACGUUCGCCGAGCAGAUCAGCAAUCUUUCGCGGGAAGUCGACCAGUGCCGCGAGGAGAUGGCUUGGUGGCGUGACCGAUGCCACACUCUUGAGAAGGAAGUAGCUAUUGAACGCAGUGCCAAAGAAGCUCUUGUCAAGGAAUUCCGAGCUUCCAUGUCCAGUUCCAAUACCAAGUCCCCGAUGCCGGACUCGGUUCCUCUACCGCCUCGUACUCGCCCUUCUACUCGCAGCACCCGGAUGGAAGGUGUUGUUGCUACUACCCGUGUCGAGCGUAACCGGGAGCCAGAACCCGACAACGUGCCCUUGGGUUGCGGCGAUUGCUCUUCUGCGCACUGCCAGUGCAUCGAAGAUGCCUUCGGUAUGCCCAUUGAUACUCACGAGUCUCGAGGUAGAUAUCCUCCCCACGGGGUUGGAAGUCCCGAACGCGAAGUCUCGGAGCCGGAAAUCAAGCCGGAUCCCGAGGAGAUGGAGAUUGAUUUCACCGCUCGAUUCUCUGGUGUUCCUGUCCAGCCGGUUUCUCACCACCAUCACAACAACAACGUUUCAUCACCCCCAGUCGACCCCUGUGGCUUCUGCCAAGAUGGUACUCCCUGCAUCUGUGCUGAGAUGGCUGCCCAAGAGGAGGAGCGUGCCCGCCGCAACUCUUUCGACAACCCUCGUCUUGCUCCCAUCCAGUCUAUCUCCCAGUUCACCCCACCCCCUUCCGACGGUGAUGUGACUCUCCCGCCUAUCAGCCAAGCCACCAACCCAUGUGCGAACGGACCCGGUACUUGCGCCCAGUGUCUUGCCGAUCCUCGAAGCACCCUUUUUUGCAAGACGCUGGCAGCCUCCCGGUCAGCGAGCGGAACUCCAGCGGGGGGAGGCUGCUGCGGUGGCAAGGGAGCCGACGGAGGAUGCUGCAUGUCAAGAAAUGCCCCCACCGCCCCGACCACGCGUAACAACCCCCCCAUGCCUGCGCAACCUGUUGCAGCCAAACCCUCUACACCCAACGCGCUCACCUUGAGCUGUGCCGAUGCCUUCACCACUCUGUCCCGCCACCCCAAUUUCUCCCGAGCCAGCGAUGAGAUCUCCACCUGGUUGCCUAAGCUUCACACCCUCCCGAACCCUCGUGACCAGGCUGCUGCUUUCGCCGCACAAGCCAACGGUGACCGAGGCGCCUUGGAGGUUGAGGCUGCUAGCGUGAUGGGCGUACUCCGCUACUUUGACAGGCGAUUUGCCUCGAAAUAA